AUGUGGCUGAAGUUUCUUUUGGCUAUUCUUCUCCUGCAUGUAACAACUGCAAAGGAACCUGAGCCGCAAUAUGUCCUGAUGGUGCCUGCUGUCCUCCAAACUGACUCUCCAAGUCAGAUUUGCCUGCACUUCCUUAACCUCAAUGAGACAAUGUCUGUCAGAAUCAUCCUGGAAUAUGGUGCUGUUAACACCACUAUUUUUGAGAAAACCAUGAAAGCAAGCAAUAGUCUACAGUGCUUCAACUUCACGAUUCAUCCUGCCAAUUCUGCCCCAUUGGCUUUCAUUUCCUUCUCUGCCAAGAGCACCACAGUAAGCCUUGAAGAACGUCGGUCAGUGAUGAUCUGGAACACAGAGAGCAUUGUCAUCGUGCAGACAGACAAACCGAUCUACAAACCAGGACAGAGUGUGAUGUUUCGUGUUGUUGCCUUGGAUUUCAGUUUUAAACCUGUUCAGGAGAUGUAUCCCUUGAUUACAAUUCAGGAUCCACGGGGCAACAGGAUCUUUCAGUGGCAAAAUGUGACGUCGGAGAUGAACAUUAUCCAGAUUGAAUUCCCACUAACUGAAGAGCCUAUCCUGGGGCACUACAGAAUUAUUGUAGCGAAGAAGUCAAGAGAUAAAAUAAGUCGCUCAUUCCUUGUGGAAGAAUAUGUGUUGCCAAAAUUUGAUGUCACAGUCAAUGCACCAGAAAGCCUUACAGUCCUGGAUUCAGAGUUCACAGUGAAAGUCUGUGGAGUGUACACCUAUGGCCAGCCUGUUGAAGGGAAAGUCCAGCUCAGUGUGUGCAGGGAUUUUGAUUCGUAUGGGAAGUGCAAGAAAAGCCCAGUUUGUCAAUCAUUUAUCAAAGAUCUGGAGACAGAGGGCUGUGUCUCCCAGAUUUUCAGGUCCAACAUCUUUGAGCUAAAUCGCUCUGGUUACUUGAGGAAUCUUGAUGUGAAAGCCAUUGUCACAGAAAAAGGAACAGGCCUGCAAUUUACAGCUACUCAGUCUAUUGCCAUAACUCGAGUGAUGAGCAAUAUAGAGUUUGAGAACAUGGAUCGCCACUACAGAAGAGGAAUUCCUUACUUUGGACAGAUCAAGCUGGUAGACAAAGACAAUUCUCCUAUUCCCAAUGAGGUUAUUCAGCUAUUUGUCAAUAACAAGAACACAGACAACUUCACCACUGAUGAUAACGGCGUUGCAGAGUUUAGCAUUGACACAUCCGCAAUGUUUGAUCCUGAGAUCAUCCUGAAAGCCACUUAUAAAACCAGUGACCAGUGCCACUCGGAAGGUUGGAUAGAGCCUUUCUACCCUGAUGCAGCUUUCUCCAUCCAACGUUUCUACUCGUGGACUAGCAGUUUUGUGAGGAUUGAGCCUUUGUGGAAAGAUUUGAGCUGCGGGAAGAAGAGGAUGAUCACCGUGCACUAUAUCUUGAACACAGAAGGAUACAAGAGCAUCAACAUCAUGAACUUCUACUAUGUGGGCAUGGCAAAAGGCAAGAUUGUCCUUACAGGGGAAAUGAAAGUUAAUAUCCAAGCUGACCAAAAUGGCACUUUCACCAUCCCACUUGUGGUCAAUGAGAAGAUGGCUCCAGCCCUUCAGUUGCUGGUAUAUACCUUACACCCUGACAAGGAGCUGGUGGCAGACAGUGUCCGAUUUCCAGUUGAGAAGUGUUUCAAAAACAAG
Messenger RNA from Eurypyga helias (sunbittern), 1662 nucleotides. RefSeq names its product ovostatin-like. Gene Ontology annotation, molecular function: endopeptidase inhibitor activity. Lineage: Eukaryota; Metazoa; Chordata; Aves; Eurypygiformes; Eurypygidae. The transcript is spliced from 14 exons. The annotation marks the transcript as partial. The record is from RefSeq and is a predicted model, not a curated record.